UCAAAAAAGAAAAGAACAAAAAUGGAACUAAAACAAACCAAAGUGAUGUUUUUCUUGGUAGCCCUAAUCUUGGCAUUGAAUUUCCGACCAUCGGAAGCAGCUCCGCCGGUCAGAUAUUGUUCAACAUUAUUCAUAGAAAGAGCGCCAAGAUGUUACGAAGCGUUGAGAAGAGCGGUGCACAGAGAUGUUAGUUUGUUAACAGGAAAAUGCUGCAGAGCAGUAUUCGCAACACUUCCAGUUACUUGCUUCUUGAAACUUACUUCUGAACUUGAAUUGCCAAUGACUAACUUCAGAAAUAUUUGUGAUGCUGUUAAGCCUCCAACUUCAUGAUUUUUCUGUAUCUUUCAAUUAUAAAAUAAAUAAUGAAAUAAUA
Arabidopsis thaliana (thale cress) is the source of this 373-nucleotide messenger RNA. RefSeq lists its product as uncharacterized. The transcript has a single exon. The record is from RefSeq and is marked reviewed. Bases 22 to 330 code for a protein of 102 amino acids. NCBI's taxonomy places the organism in Eukaryota, Viridiplantae, Streptophyta, Magnoliopsida, Brassicales, Brassicaceae.